AUGAACAAUGAAGAAGUACCUGAAGUCACUUCAUUUUUGAUAUCUAGCCAGCCUGCUUCAGUUGCAGUCCCUAGCUUGAUAAUUAACACUAGUAGUAACAAUAACACUGACCUCGAUGGUCUCACUUACAGAGCAUCGACACCAUAUUACGCCAGUGAACUCUUGAAGCGUUUCUCAAGCAUUGAGGAAAAGAAGUCUGGAUACUUUAGGGCUGUAGACUGGGCCGAUUUUUUCUUGUUCGUUGUUCCUACGCUGGUGGCAGAGCGUGUUCACGACCAAGUUGCCUGGAAUGCACUGCUUGGCUUAGUGAAGGCGUGCAGCCUACUCAUGAGCUGGGAGUUAUCAGCAGAGGAGCAAACCUCAAUUAGAAAAAACAUCAUUGCUUGGAACACUUACCUGGAAACCUUGUUUGCCAAUGGAGACAUUGAUAUUACUAUCUUCACCAUCAGCCAACACCUUCUCCAACAUUAUCCAGCAAUGAUAAUAGAGUAUGGGCCUCCAAGAGAAUACAGUACAAGAUGUGUAGAGAGAGCUAUCAGGGAAUACUCAAAAGCAAUAAAGAAGGGAGGUGAGCAUGUUGGUGCCAAAUCAGACAUUGAGUUCUGGGGGUCUUUGAGAUGUAGAUUGAUUGAUGAAAGUUUCAAAGGCAUCUCUUGCCUUCCGAUUCUGAUUCAAGCUUUCUAUGAAUCGAAGGGAGUUGAAUGUAGCAGGAUUAAACUGGUCAUAACAACAAGCCGCAAGGCUUUUGUUAAUGACUGUGUGAUUGACUCUUCAUUCGCCCAAACCCCACUAAGAGAGGCCCAUCACGUUUGUCUACAGGUCCAGGUUGACCUGUUUCAUAAUGUACAUCAGAGGAUUUUUUUUGGUAAGGUUGUUCUCUUUUUUGAGCAUGAGAAUUCUGGAAAAAGAUGGCUACUUGCCUUAGUGCAGGUUUAUUCUGUUGAAGAAUACAAUGGUGUGCCAGUGGCAAAAAAUGGACAAAUGAAGCCAAAGGUAGUCCACCUGGUAGAUGUCAAGAAGUUGGUUGGUCUGGCCAAAAACGAAGUCACAAUUACAAAAAAUGCCCCUUUUUUCCCGUAG
This is a messenger RNA of Phycomyces blakesleeanus NRRL 1555(-), 1080 nucleotides long. RefSeq lists its product as hypothetical. The transcript is spliced from 7 exons. The record is from RefSeq and is a predicted model, not a curated record. Bases 1 to 1080 code for a protein of 359 amino acids. NCBI's taxonomy places the organism in Eukaryota, Fungi, Mucoromycota, Mucoromycetes, Mucorales, Phycomycetaceae.